CUCGUCUCUGCGGGCCGACUGCUGAUUCACUCUCACACGUUGGCAGCUCAGUGAAGAGAUUUAGUUGCCUGUGCACCUGUUCUCAUCUGAUAUAGCCCGAGAAUAAGAGAGAAACCAAAGGGGAAAUGGGACUGUUUUUAAAAACCACAGCAGGCCUCCUUCUGCUUGUCCAAGCCUUUCACCUGGCAUCACUCCAGUACACAACCACCGACUCUACGGGGAAGACAACUGAUAGAGCUUGGCUCCGUGACCGACCCAAAAACCUGGCUGUAAGUCCACCUGCGGAGGAGAUUUUUUAUGACCCGGGAGCUGAUAUGACUGAGUCAAGUAAUGAUUUCAGCAGUGGGAUAGCAUCUGGCUCCAUGGCAGUGGAUAAUGAGGAGGAGAAGAAUGUGGCCAGCGACAGGAAGGAUGAAUAUGAAAACAUAGAUGAUAUGCCUGCUGUCACUACCAACACGCCUCAAACUAAUGUUUCAAGCAAGCAACCUGAAUUGCGAAACGCCACCGAUUCUCCACCUGCUGCAACUACCAAUCCUGCAAACACGAGCCAGACCAACAUGACAGAAGUCGAGGAGGAGUUUCAUAAUUCGACGGCGACUCCUCCAAACUCAACAACUCAUCUGAGCGCAGAAAACUCCACCAGCCUUACAGAUCACGCCAAUCGCACCGAUCUGCAGACGGCGGCUCCAGAGAGCUACGCCACACAAGAAUCCACAACGAAAUCAGACGAAGAGAAGGAGUUAACGAUGGGGACAAAAUCUACCAGCAAGCCAGAGGUGAGGGAGACACCCACCACGUCUUCAUCUACAGCGGCGCUCCCAUCUGAGACCACAGAGACGAGCCCUGCCACCACGACUGCUCCGAUCACACCCGAGAAGGCCAACAAGACAGACAAAGACGCAGCCUCAGGGAGCAGCUCAGAAAGAGGUUGGGCGACAGAUUCACACAAGAGCAAAAGGAAGGGAGCGUGGGGGGCCGUGCUGGGGACGGCGGUGGCGGUGGCCUGCGUGGGGCUGGUGGCUUACCUCAUCCUGAAGAAGAAACACCGGAAAGGUUUCUCUCACAGAAAACUGCAGGAGGAGUAUCCCUCAGACCCAGUUCUCAGAUUAGACAACGGCGACCCUUUGGACUUGAACUUUGGAAUCGGCGGUUCGGCCUAUUACAACCCUGGACUCCAAGGGGACAACAUCCAGAUGAGCAACUUUCCAGGACGCCACAGAAACUGAAAAGACCCCCGAGACCAAAGUCAUGAACUCCCUUGAAAGAAAGAAAGUCUGCCAGCUGAUAGACGACCUGCGAUGUGGAGUUUUGUAAAUAAGACUGUGUGAAGGUGACACUUGUGGACGGAGAGGAGCUCGUGGAGGUGUGUCUGUAUUCAGAUUAUGCUUUGUGUUGAGUAGAUUUAUUGCUUUGUAAAGGAGGGAAUCACUGAAAGCGAUCUAUCUGAACUUCACUGCAACAGCCAAAAUGAACUGUCAGCCAUUCAUGUACGCUGCCAAAGGGGAUCAAAUUAUAUGAAAGAAAAAGCAGCCAAUGACGGGUGCUAAACAUU
Plectropomus leopardus (leopard coralgrouper) is the source of this 1552-nucleotide messenger RNA. RefSeq lists its product as uncharacterized. NCBI's taxonomy places the organism in Eukaryota, Metazoa, Chordata, Actinopteri, Perciformes, Serranidae. The record is from RefSeq and is a predicted model, not a curated record.